AAGUGCCAACUCAAGCAGCAGCAGCAGCAGAUUGUGCAACUAAACCACCACCCACCACACCCAUCCUAUUGUCACUCAGGUUUCAUCCAAUCGAUCCCAUGGCGGAGGAGAAACACCACCACUUGUUCAGCCGCCACAAGAAGGACGAGGAGCAGCCCGCCGGCGAGUACGGCACCGCCGCGACCGAGUACUCAGAGACCACGGUGACGGAGGUGGUGUCCAACGACGAGGAGUACGACAAGUACAACAAGGAGGAGAAGGAGCACAAGAACAAGCAGCGCCUCGGCGAGGCCGGCGCCAUCGCCGCCGGCGCCUUCUCACUCUACGAGAAGCACGAGGCGAAGAAGGACCCGGAGCACGCGCGCCGGCACAAGAUCGAGGAGGAGGUCGCGGCGGCGGCCGCCGUGGGCUCCGGCGGGUUCGCCUUCCACCAGCACCACGAGAAGAAGGAGAACCACAAGGAGGCGGAGGAGGCCUCCGGCGAGAAGAAGCACCACCACCUCUUCGGCUGAUCGUCCGUCGAGCUUGCACGGCCCGCCUGAGCGUGUGUGAGAGAGUAUAUAUACAUGAUAGACUGACAGGUGGGGCCGUGCGUCUGGUGUCGGAUUUUCUGCGCACGUGUAUAUGUUUGCAUGUUGAAUAAGGGAGCCGGCUGGUGUGUUACGUGGCUCCAUCGGUGCGAUUACAUCAUGUGUGUAUAUGUACUGCGUAUGUAUACAGGGAUUUCAAUUUUAUUUUACAAUUUUUUGUUCUCUGC
Phragmites australis (common reed) is the source of this 757-nucleotide messenger RNA. Its product is annotated as abscisic stress-ripening protein 5-like. The record is from RefSeq and is a predicted model, not a curated record. Lineage: Eukaryota; Viridiplantae; Streptophyta; Magnoliopsida; Poales; Poaceae. The transcript has 2 exons. The coding region runs from base 99 to 512 and encodes 137 amino acids.